This is a messenger RNA of Bacidia gigantensis, 1155 nucleotides long. RefSeq lists its product as uncharacterized. Gene Ontology annotation, biological process: positive regulation of TORC1 signaling; cellular response to amino acid starvation. Gene Ontology annotation, molecular function: protein binding; structural molecule activity. Gene Ontology annotation, cellular component: Seh1-associated complex; nuclear pore outer ring. Bases 1 to 1155 code for a protein of 384 amino acids. The transcript has 3 exons. NCBI's taxonomy places the organism in Eukaryota, Fungi, Ascomycota, Lecanoromycetes, Lecanorales, Ramalinaceae. The record is from RefSeq and is a predicted model, not a curated record.
AUGGGAGAGACCACGUCCAGCGGGUUUCACACCUUUGAGAACACUGCAGCAGAUGCCGUUUCAGCGAUCCAGUACGAUGCCGGGGGAGACAGGAUAGUGACAGCAUCUGCAGAUCAUAGAUUACGUAUCUAUCAAAAGUCUUGUGUGGACUCCAACGAUUGGGAGUUGUAUGAUCAGUGGCGAGGGCAUGAUGCUGAAGUCAAAUGGAUCGACUCCUCUCACGGUGAAGUCCUAACAACCAUCGGUGGCGACAACAAGUUCAAAGUUUGGCAAGAGAACCCUUCUCAAGCACAUACUCGAGGCCGCCGCUUCAAAUGCAUUUUCUCACAGACUCCCGUGGACAGUGUAGCAUACAUAGCCUUCGACUACAUCGUCCGACAGCAAGACAUCUAUGUAGCACUAAUCUCUCACACGGGCUUGUUCACCCUUCUUGAACCUGCAGAUCCCACGACACUUUCUUCGUGGCGAGAAGGCGAUGCUUUCUAUCCCUUUGGCCAACAGCCUAGGAGCAGCGAGGCGAGAUUUUCGAUAUCGUUCCAUCACGCCGCUGGACCCAAUUCUCAGGCGCUCAGGGCUGGCAUUGAUAAAUCCAGCAUUUCUCUUGCAAUCUCGUCUGCUAGUCAAGUGAAUGUCUAUCGCUUUGCUAAUCCGGAAGAUGAAAAUGUUGCGCUUCAAGAGGUGCUGCGGAUGCCCUUCGAGGACGGACUGGUGUGCUCAGUGGCCUGGGCACCGGCCCAUCCGCAGCCCGAAGACGUGGUUGCUGUUGCAUGCGAUGACGGUAAGAUCCGGAUGUUGGAGAUUACCGUGCAGACGUCUUCACAGAAUCUUCUAACGAGCAAUGGACACUCUAACUUGUCUGCUUUAAGACGGGGUUCACGUAAUGAUCAGCAGCUAGGGAGGUCUGGGAUUGCGGCCGGUCUGGCUAACAUAGACCGACCACGAGAGGUAUCUCAGAGUGAACAAGGCAACGGUCCGAAGCAUGAAGGCAAGAUCGUAGCCGAGUUGCAAACUUCCGAAGGAGCAUCGGCACAUCAAAUGGAGUGGACCAUGGACGGAUGCACCUUAGUCACCACAGGAGACGAUGGUAAAGCGCAUUUAUGGAAGCGAAGUCUUGCAGGCAAUUGGAUGCAAUAUGCUGAAACGGCUUUUCAAUGA